Larimichthys crocea (large yellow croaker) is the source of this 4248-nucleotide messenger RNA. Its product is annotated as F-box-like/WD repeat-containing protein TBL1XR1. The record is from RefSeq and is a predicted model, not a curated record. Gene Ontology annotation, biological process: regulation of transcription by RNA polymerase II. Gene Ontology annotation, molecular function: transcription corepressor activity; protein binding. The transcript is spliced from 16 exons. Lineage: Eukaryota; Metazoa; Chordata; Actinopteri; Sciaenidae. Gene Ontology annotation, cellular component: histone deacetylase complex. Bases 323 to 1891 code for a protein of 522 amino acids.
UAGUGGGGGAUGGGCGCGCACUGUUGUUAUGACUGGUGCUUGGCUGCGGGACAAACUUCCAGAGGCCUCGGCGUUUUUCUCUCUCUAUUCCACCUCAUUGGUCGGUUUCAACGAGGAAAUGUGGCUCCAUUUUGCUGUGUGAACUUGUCAAACGGACCCGGAGCUAAUGUUUAAUCAACGCCUGAGGACGGCUGUAAGCAAACCACGAGGGGCUGAGAGUUCUUGCUGAGGACGACGCAGCUAUGAUGCGCAUCUGAAGACCUCUCGAUCACAUGGGCUCCUAUCCUGUGCUGACCCAAUGGUUUAAUCACCAGGACUAAAAAUGAGCAUAAGCAGUGAUGAGGUCAAUUUCCUGGUUUACAGAUACCUUCAAGAGUCAGGCUUCUCCCACUCAGCAUUCACCUUUGGCAUAGAGAGCCACAUCAGCCAGUCCAACAUCAAUGGAGCCCUGGUGCCCCCUGCUGCCCUCAUCUCCAUCAUCCAGAAGGGCCUGCAGUAUGUGGAGGCUGAAGUCAGCAUCAAUGAGGAUGGGACUUUAUUUGACGGGCGGCCAAUCGAAUCGCUUUCUCUGAUCGACGCUGUGAUGCCAGAUGUAGUCCAGACCAGGCAGCAGGCCUACAGGGACAAGCUGGCGCAGCAGCAGCAGCAGCAGCAGCAGCAACAGCAGCAGCAGCAGGCGGCAGGCAGCGGUAGUGUCACAGGGCCGCAGGGAAGCACCAAGAAUGGAGAGGGCGCUGCCAACGGGGAGGAAAACGGAUCCCACGCCUUAGCCAAUCACCACUCAGAGAUGAUGGAGGUGGACAGAGACGUGGAGAUCCCUCAGAGUAAAGCCAUGGUCCUGCGAGGUCACGAAUCCGAAGUCUUUAUUUGUGCCUGGAACCCCGUGAAUGACCUCCUCGCUUCCGGGUCCGGAGACUCGACAGCACGGAUCUGGAACCUGAGUGAGAACAGCACAGGCGGAUCAACCCAGCUGGUUCUGAGGCACUGCAUACGGGAAGGGGGCCAGGACGUACCCAGCAACAAAGACGUCACCUCACUAGACUGGAAUAGUGAGGGAACGUUGCUUGCGACAGGCUCAUAUGACGGCUUCGCCAGAAUAUGGACAAAAGACGGUAACCUGGCGAGUACUUUGGGUCAGCAUAAAGGUCCUAUAUUUGCACUCAAGUGGAAUAAGAAAGGAAACUUCAUCCUCAGUGCUGGUGUAGACAAGACAACAAUUAUUUGGGACGCCCACACAGGAGAGGCGAAGCAACAAUUUCCUUUCCACUCGGCACCUGCUCUGGACGUGGACUGGCAGAGCAACAACACGUUUGCCUCCUGCAGCACAGACAUGUGCAUCCAUGUGUGUAAGCUGGGUCAGGACAGACCUGUCAAGACUUUCCAGGGACACACGAAUGAGGUGAACGCUAUCAAGUGGGACCCCACUGGCAGCUUGCUGGCCUCCUGCUCGGACGACAUGACACUGAAGAUCUGGAGUAUGAAGCAGGACUCAUGCGUCCAUGACCUCCAGGCCCACAGUAAAGAAAUCUACACCAUCAAGUGGAGCCCCACAGGCCCCGGGACCAACAACCCUAGCGCCAAUCUAAUGCUGGCCAGCGCAUCAUUUGACUCAACGGUUCGUCUGUGGGACGUGGAGCGCGGGGUGUGUAUCCACACACUUACCCGCCACCAGGAGCCCGUCUACAGCGUGGCCUUCAGCCCCGAUGGCAGGCACCUCGCCAGCGGCUCCUUCGACAAAUGUGUCCACAUCUGGAACACUCAGACUGGGGCUUUAGUCCACAGCUACCGGGGGACAGGAGGGAUCUUUGAGGUCUGCUGGAAUGCCACAGGGGACAAAGUAGGAGCCAGUGCAUCAGAUGGAUCGGUUUGUGUAUUAGACCUGAGAAAAUGACACUCACCUGGGGGAGCCAUGGACCGACUACGAAUGUGUACAUAGCCAAAAUGACUGACUGUCCCUGCCUGUCCACCACACUGCUGUAGUCUCAUCAGAUGCCAUGGCCCACCAUUGAAGCCAGAAGGAGUGCUCCCCCCUCUCACAUGUACACACAAAGGACCACACCUUCGCCACAUACACUUUAUAGGCACGUGUCAGACAUACAACAGGUCUGUACGGACACUCUCGUUGCUCUCACAGACCUGCAGGAAGACACAUUUCUGUUAUCACUCAGUACAACGCUGUUGGACUCGUCACAUACAAACCAAAACACCGGGAUUCUUUUUGCUUUCUUCUUUUUAUCCUUUGUACCAGAACUCUGAAAUUUUUUUUGUUCUCUGUUGGUGUGUGCAUAUUGCAUAUGUCAGCAUUUGGUGUCCUGUGGACAUUGUUGUUUUUGAAUUUGGAUUUUACUGAUCUCUGUGGGUUUUAUAUUCCGUGUGGGGUGGGAGAGAAGAGAGGCGGGCGGGGGGUUCAGAAUUGUUUGUCUUUUACAGUUUUACAGUGUUUGGGGGGGUGGGGGUGGGGUUCAUUCAUCCACUUCUUGGCACUCUUUAAGGUUGAAAAAAUGCAGCUGUAUAACUUAGAAGAUGAAUGGUUUAUAAUUUUGUCAACUAUUUUUAUCCAAUAGGUUUGUUCCAUUUUUGCCAUUUUUUUUAAACAAAAGUAUAAAGCAGUUAAUCAAAGGUGAACAGACCUUUGUUUUUGCACCUUUUAUCCUCAGAAAUGGUUUUCAGGUGUUCACAAUAAUUCAUCAGGUUAAUAUAGAGCUCUAAAAACCUCUAGGCUGAAAGAUAAUCUUCAUUGCUCCCGUGUCCCGUGGCUUAGGGUUUUCUGUCACUGAGCUCGUCUUGGAUCUGUGUCCCGAGCUUACGCAUAGACUGCUGUGCUUUAGCGUCAGUAGUGAGGUAACGUGGGACAGGAAUAGUUUGCUUUCUGGCGUCUGUGGAGAGAGACAGAGAGACGGGAAAACAGGCCUAUAACCGCUCGCAUCCAUCUGGCGUUAACAGUUAAUAAGCGUAAUUGUGUUUGUUUCCUCAAUUAAUGGCUUGUUGCUAACCAAUGCUGAAUGAUAAUCAGACUAAGCCCUUCUAAUUGUGUCCUGUUCCCCGUGCUUGAUCAUUAAAUAUCAGGACAUCAUCUGGAGUAUCACUUCCUCUGCAGGCACAGGGUUUUUGAUCGCACCUUUUUUUUAAACAUGGCUCAACAUUCGCUCACAUCACAACCCUAAAGAAAAGAAAGGAGAAAAAAAACAGCAAGUUGACGAUGCUGGAGUUCAAAUCUCGUCGAGCAGUCGUCUUAAAAACGUCCUGGUUUUACACUGCUUUCAUGUCCAGCUCUGACCUAAGUACACACUACAGUCCCUGCUUUGGUUUGCUGUUGUCAGGCGGUCCAGCAUUAAUACACACACACACACACACACUCGCUCUGGAGACAGGCUGCGUUCAGGCCUAUGCACCGAUAGACGGCGCUUUUGUUUGUAGUGUUCAGAGUUGGCGUUUCGAGGCGAGUCUGUGCUUGUUGUUAAAAAGCAGGCUCGCAGCAUAUGACUUGAUGUAACAUGGUAUCUGCAUAUAAUAUAUAUAAAUAUAUAUCUGUGCUAUCACAGGGGAUUCUUUCUUAUGCCACUCGUACACUAAGAGUGGAUUUUAAAGUUACUUUUUUUCAAGAUGCUUGAAAUACAGUACGUGAUGUUCUUAUGCAUCACGAGGGGUCGUGACCAUGAGGAAUGAUUUUUUUUUUAUAAAAUACCAUUAAACAGUCAUAGCGAAAUUAAACAAAAUUUUUAAAGAGCAGCCCUUAUAAGGGUGUGAUUUUUUUCCCUGCACUUUAGACGACAAAUGGAGAAACAGGGAGGUGUGUUGAAUCAAGCCACAGUAGAUACAUCCGAUGUUUAAAAUGCUCUUAAAGAUGAAUCAGAAAUCAGUGCAGCGGGUAAAUAAGGGUGAACAGUGUCCUGUCUGCUUCUUCGGGGUACGUCAAAGUCGAACCAAGCCAACUUCAUGGCAUUCCAGGUCUCAUCUCGCUAACGGCUUGACACACACACAGACACACACAUACACACACACACACACACAUACACACACAUACAUACAUCGUCGGACAUUUCAGAGGUUUUGUUCCGAGUGUUCUCGUUUUAAAAAAAAAAUUUUGUACUAAAGCUAAAGACUAUUUUGAAGUUUGCUUUAACGCAGUCAGCAGUGAUUUGGACUGUACCACAAAGACACUAUUUCAAAUGAUGUCUAUGACAGUGGAAUGGUAUUUUAUAACGUUUUGUUUUUAGACGAUAAGCUUUUUACACUGCAUUCAAGUGU